This is a messenger RNA of Uloborus diversus, 2025 nucleotides long. Its product is annotated as CCAAT/enhancer-binding protein epsilon-like. Gene Ontology annotation, molecular function: RNA polymerase II cis-regulatory region sequence-specific DNA binding; DNA-binding transcription factor activity, RNA polymerase II-specific. The transcript has a single exon. The record is from RefSeq and is a predicted model, not a curated record. NCBI's taxonomy places the organism in Eukaryota, Metazoa, Arthropoda, Arachnida, Araneae, Uloboridae. Bases 130 to 912 code for a protein of 260 amino acids. Gene Ontology annotation, biological process: regulation of transcription by RNA polymerase II; DNA-templated transcription.
GUUUCUGCUCCGCUGGUAUUGCGUAGCACAAACUUGAAUUUCGUCUGCUAGCUGCGACGCAUGUUUGUGGAUUUCGUGUUCGCUCCUGCCGCGUGAAUUAUUUAUUUUCUGUUGUGGUAUUUUCUGUUCAUGAUCACAACGGCUCAGCUAAAGGAUUUAUCACCAUGCUAUUUCUUCGAUGCUCCUGUAAUUUAUGAUUUUCCUGCUGAAAAUCAAAACUCAAAAUUGAAGAGACUGGACGUGACGAACGUGGUUUCUGAUCUCCCGGACCUUAGCACCCCUGAAGUGUCAUUUGAUCUGCAAAGUUUCAUUGAAGGCUCGAACCAACUUCAGGGUGAAGAAGCCCUUCUAGCGCAUAUCCUCUCCUCCGAGGAAAACAACACAAGUUCUCGGGUUCGAACCAACAACAUUCCAUCCCCUUUUGCUCUUCCGAUGCCACAAUCGGCUGGCUUUGGGUCUGACCGCUACGGCUCCGAGGCCGGGGUGAAGCAGGAGCCUGCGUCAGGGAUCGAAGCUCGGGUGUCGUCUGCAUUUGCUGGCCGAGUUGCCCACAAUACGUACUCCUUUGCCAAUCUACCUCAGCUACCCGUCAGCUCCAAUUUCACGGAGCCGAGAGAUUUAGUGUACAGCCCUGCAAGGAGUGACGAUAAAAAAUCAUCAAAGAAAUCCCUCGACAAAGGGUCAGAUGAAUAUCGCAGGAGGCGCGAGAGGAAUAACAUCGCUGUUCGAAAGUCACGAGAAAAAGCAAAGCAGCGCUGCAAGGACACUGAAAAACGAGUUAGUGAUCUUGUCAACGAAAAUGACAAACUUCGGAAAAGAGUGGAACUCUUAUCCAAGGAACUUAGUGUACUCAAAAAUUUACUGGCCACCGUUGGAGUAUCACCAGAAGCUACGAUCAAAAAUCUGGAAUGACUUUUGUGAUUUGAUAAGACUUGCGUUCCUAAAAUUUUCGAACACUCGCUGGAAUACUCAAAGCUACGAUGCUCCUUUCAUCGUAGUUAAUUCAGUGAUAAGAGUGAGACAUCUGGAUAAAGACGGUAUAGUGAGAUAUCUUCUAUUUUUUAAGUCACAUGUGAGACUAGAUUCAAUCCAGCAUCCUAACUUUUAACAUCGACUUCACCAUUAACAUUCGUGCAUAAAUGAUUUUUAUUGCUCAUUAUAACUCUAAUGUUCAUACGUAAUGAAAUAUUUAUUGGUAUUCAUAAACUUUAAUGUCGAGUGCCAUUGUGUGUCGAGUGCCUAUAUGAAACUUGAGAUUAUCUAUAACGAGAAAAAAAGUGCUGAAUGUUGAACCAAAAAAAAAAAAACUCAUCCAUAUACCCGCAAUACUAAUUUUCAAAAGUUUUUUUAAUUACUGGAAAUUUUCAGUUCAUGCGUGUAUUGAUUACCUGCGGUAAGUUUCAUACGCCUAUUGUUUACAUUAAAAGCUGUGUACGUACAAAUGUUAACUGACUGAAUGUGUCUUGCAAUACUGUAAAGAUAUAUGUGUACCAAGACUUGGUUUUUAAAUUAGGAGUAAUGCUCAAGUGAAAACUAACUUGUGUAUAUUGUAAAUGUAUUUUAAAAACCAAUGCUUUUUUAUUAACACUGCAAUUGAUGCUUAUUUAUUGAAAGUGAAUUAUUUUGAGUUUUUAACUGUUAUGAGAAUCUUUUACGAGAAACAUUUUAAUUCAAUAAAUGUUCAAGUUGGAAUACUUUUAACUCUUGUGUGUUUGAUAAGACCUUGAAAACUGCUGAUUCACUUGUUAUCACUUGAUUAUCAAUUACACGUUUAAACGUCUUCAAACUUUUUGGAAAAAUUACAAUCAUAAUAAUAUUUUUUUAGUUUUGAACUUAAUACUGGAUUUUUAUUUCGUUGAGUUAUGUUGUGACUUAAAGAAUAUUCAUAUGAAAACGAGUUUUAACACCCUUUUUUAGUCGACUUGUAUCAUAACGUGGAAAUGUAUGUGGUGCUGCCAUCUGUUGCUAAGAAAAUGUUCUGACAAGGUGAAACUUUCUUAAUGCUCUACGUUGACUUUUAAUCUA